Messenger RNA from Peniophora sp. CBMAI 1063, 210 nucleotides. The record is from the annotation of a GenBank genome assembly. NCBI's taxonomy places the organism in Eukaryota, Fungi, Basidiomycota, Agaricomycetes, Russulales, Peniophoraceae.
AUGAAUGGGCCCUGCGAGACUUCGAAAGUCAGUCUCGGGUCUUCUCUCGAGACGACCCGCAACACGAAUCCAACAGCCAUGAGUGUAGAUCUGACGACGAUUGAGAUCGCAGUGACUGUUGAGCAGCACACGAACGAGGACGUCGAUAGUCAGAUAGAGUCAGACAUCGAACGCGAGAGAAGUGAUGAGAAGACGGGACAGGAGAUGUGA